Molecule: messenger RNA, 1969 nt
Organism: Harmonia axyridis
Lineage: Eukaryota; Metazoa; Arthropoda; Insecta; Coleoptera; Coccinellidae
Product: bone morphogenetic protein 10-like
Exons: 4
Coding region: 680-1912 (410 amino acids)
Biological process (GO): BMP signaling pathway; SMAD protein signal transduction
Cellular component (GO): extracellular region
Molecular function (GO): growth factor activity; cytokine activity
Source: RefSeq, a predicted model, not a curated record
UAGACUGGGCACUUUUCAAUUGGCCUGUUAUUUCUGUCUUGUAACUCGAAGCAUUUUGGUACGAUUGUUACUAAAGGAAAUACGUACCAUGCAAGCAUCUAAUUUUUUCUGUGAGAAAAAAUCGAAAAAACACAGUGCAAAUAAAAGUAAUAUUUUUUUGACGAAAAGCAUUCGUGCAGCUGCAAAAAUGCUGCCCUCAGCACUCAUGCUUCUUUUUAAAAUAUUACUUAUUAGCAACAUGUUUUUUCGGAAAAAUUAGAUGGCCUUUUAUGAUAUUAGGUAGGUACUUACGAGUAUACACAAUAAGUUUUGUAGCUGGCAUAUUCCAUAAAAUCUACCUACCCUUUUAUUUCAAUAUUAAUUAUAUUAAUUUUUUUUCUAAUUUAUUCUUUAAUUAGAAGUUACUUAAAAUAAUAACGAUGUUGGGUAUCGUAGAACGCAAUUCCAAAUUGUCGAAUUUGUCCGAGAAUAACCAAGCAAGAAUAGAGUCGAUCAAAGACCAUCAAUUGAUAUAUUGUUUCACUCGAGUUAUUUAUACAAAACCAAUAGAUAAGGGAUGGAAGCUACAGCAAAUGGGUUUCAAGUGGUUGAAAACGGCGUUUAUAGCAUCCAAUUCCCCCGCUGAUCUGCAGUUUCAAAAUAACUCCUGAACAUCCUGCUGUUAAAAAAUUAGAUCGCAAUGAAAAUUGUUUACCUGACAAUAAUAUUCGUACUCGUUAUAGUCGUUAUUUUGUUGUUGCUUUUUUCAAACGACUUUGUGAUGGUGAAAAAUUCGAAUACUUCGGUUAGGGUGAAUGUUAUGCGCGCCAUUUACAUCGAAAACGGAAAAUCAAAUGAUUCCGGUGGAGAACAUGUGACUAAAACCAAGAAAAAAAUCAGAUGCCAUAUAUCGAAAUUUAUGCUACAACUAUACGAGAAUAAUAAAACUGGGUUAAAUAAUUCUAUCGCCGAUGUUGUUCGAAGUGUAGUGCCAAAACACGCUGACUCCUUUAAUGACCAUGCUAUGUUGGAGGAUUUAGCAGAAAGCCAUUUAUUGAUAUUUGACUUACCAGAAACCAAUAAAGAUGAAAUUUUCACAUAUGCAGAAUUGAAAAUAUUGACCUUAAUUGAUGGAAAGAAAGACUCAACCACAGGAAUCGAGAAAAAGAUAUCAUUAUUUGUCUACGAUGAACUAAAACAGGAAUUUAUAAAUGCACACGUAUUACAUGUGUACCAUUCAAACGAUACUUGGUUAUCUUUCAAUCUAACAGAUCAAGUAGCAAACGUUUUGAAUAGAACCAACACAAACCCCAAAAAUUUAAAAGUAAUCAUCACAUUAGCUCCAAUUGUGUCUAUAUACAUUGAAGAGGAGAAUAAGUUAAAACUAUCACUUCUUCCACGAGAUAAAGAUAAUUUUGAUCACGAUUAUCCUAUAUUGAUUCUCUCUUACAUUUCGAAAACAAAUCAAAAAGAUCAGAGAAUGAAAAUAGAAAAAACUAAUGAUGUGAAACGAAGAAAAAGAUACAUUGAAGAAGACGAUGAGGAAGAAAGCAAUAGUAUUUGGGAUGAAUUGGUAUCUAGGAAAACGUACGAAAAGAAAUUGAAACGUUUGAGGAAUUUGUGUAGAAGAAAACCUCUGUAUGUUGAUUUUGCAGAAAUAAGAUAUGAUGAGUGGAUUGUCCAACCCAAAGGAUAUGAGGCCUUCCAAUGUCAGGGUAAAUGUUUUUAUCCCGUUGCAGAGCACCUAAGUCCCACAAAACAUGCAAUUGUUCAAGCCUUGCUUCACAGUGUAUCACCAUCAAGGACAUCUAGAUCGUGUUGUGUUCCUACAAGCCUUGAUUCGAUAUCAAUUUUGUAUAUAGAUAACAAAGGAGUGUUAACCUAUCGAUAUGCUUAUAAGGAUAUGGUAGUUUUAGAAUGUGGAUGUAGAUGAAAAAUAGGAAAAGAAAUUCAACAAAGAGAAAUGUAAUAAAAGAUAAAUAACAGAUAA